Molecule: messenger RNA, 1309 nt
Organism: Cotesia glomerata
Lineage: Eukaryota; Metazoa; Arthropoda; Insecta; Hymenoptera; Braconidae
Product: trimeric intracellular cation channel type 1B.1
Exons: 6
Coding region: 142-969 (275 amino acids)
Biological process (GO): potassium ion transmembrane transport
Cellular component (GO): membrane
Molecular function (GO): potassium channel activity; identical protein binding
Source: RefSeq, a predicted model, not a curated record
CGACUGCAGUCGGAUCAUUAGUAGUCCGGCGAAUUUAUAAUAUUAAGUAAACCUUGUCUAGUUUAUUAUUUACUUGAUCUUGGUGGUUUAAAUAAACAAAAAAUUAUUUUUUGUUAAACAGUAAAUUGUUAUUUUGUAAUAAUGGAUCCCGAGGCAUUUUUAGACCUGGCCAAUCAGGUCAUUAAAUUAAAAAUGUUUCCGUAUUUCGAUAUCGCACAUAGUGUAUUGUGUGCGCUGCACGUCAGAGAGGAUUUAGGACCCGGUGCUCAAGCAUUCUCACGGAAACACCCGAUAUCAUGUUGGCUGUCAACAAUGCUGGUGGUAUUUGCCGGUGGUAUGUUGUGCAAUGGAUUGAUAGGUGAACCAAUACUUGCACCCUUAAAAAAUACACCUCAAGUAAUUGUCGCAACAGUGGUAUGGUAUGUGAUAUUUUAUACGCCUUUUGACAUUGGGUAUAAAGUUGCUAAAUUUUUACCAGUCAAAAUUUUAUUUUCUGCGAUGAAAGAAAUUUACAGAUGUAAAAAAGUUUACGAUGGUGUCACUCACGCAGGAAAAUUAUAUCCUAAUGCAUAUCUUAUUAUGAUUCUCAUCGGUACACUUAAAGGUAACGGAGCUGGAUUUACAAAAUUAUUCGAACGAUUAAUCCGCGGUGUUUGGACACCAACUGCUAUGGAAUUUAUGCAACCUAGCUUCCCAACUAAAGCAUGCUUGGUAGCAUCGAUAAUAUUUGUCUUGGACAAAAAGACUGACUUGAUUUCUGCGCCACAUGCUCUUGUUUACUUCGGAAUUGUUAUAUUCUUCAUUUAUUUCAAGCUUUCAUCAAUCUUGCUGGGAAUUCAUGAUCCGUUUGUACCCUUCGAAAAUCUCAUCUGUCAAAUAUUCUUCGGUGGACUGAUGGACCGUUUUACAAAACUAUUUGGACGUGGACAAGUAAAAGAUGAAAAAGCUGAUGCAAAAAAAAAUAACUAAUUUAUUUAUUAUUAAUAAUAAUUAAUCAUAAUCUUCGCCUUCCUUUUUUUCUAGAUCAACGCUCAUUAAUUCGAUAAUUUAUAUCAGAAAUUAAUAAUUUGCAUUGAGAAAUUUUUUUUUUUUACCAAAGUUUUCUUCAUACUCAAAUAAGUCUAGUCAUAAAUAUCUAGUCACUCUGAAAAUAAUUAUAAUUACGUCGACUUACAAUAUUAAAAAAUUGCAAUUGCUCAUUAAAAAGUAAAGUUACCAAAUUUUUUCCAAGGAUAUUUUUAUACCUACAAUAAAAUCAUGGUAUAUAUUGAUAGAAAAUAAAGUUUGAAAAAGUCUUGAUUGUUUUAAA